CAUCACGCAACGUCGUUUUUACGCGACAGAAGAGAGAAGAGAAGAGGCUUUUGUGUUGGCAAAUGGCAACACACGAACGCUUGCUUCAUCGCGUGGUGAAGUGAAAGCAGCAUUUCCCUAACUAUGGGCGAUCACGUAGCGAAGGGACAAGAACUCGCCAAGAAAGCGGAGAACAAGCUCCACGCUUGUUGCGCCCUGUUUGGUUCCAACUACGAAGACGCCGCCCAAUUGUUCCACAAAUCCGCCACUUCCUUCAAACUCGCCAAAUCAUGGGACAAGGCGGGCUCACUCUUCGUCAAAUCCUCUAAAUGUCACAUGAAGCUAGAUAACAAGUACGAUGCUGCAAAUGCUUAUGUAGCUGCUGCACAUUGCUACAAGAAAACUUCCACACCAGGAGCUAUUUCCUGCUUAAAUAAAGCUGUGACUAUCUUCACAGAGAUUGGUAGACAUGUCAUGGCUGCAAAGUAUUCAAAGGAAAUUGGUGAGUUAUACGAGAUUGAUCAAGACAUUGAGAAUGCUAAAUCAAAUUUUGAGAGGGCUGCUGAACUUUUUGAAAUUGGGGGGAAUGCAGAAACCUCUGUGAUCCAGUGCAAACUUAAAGUUGCACAAUUUUCUGCUCAACUUCAACAAUAUCAGAAGGCAAUUAAGAUUUAUGAAGAUAUUGCUCGACAAUCGCUGAACAGUAACUUGUUGAAAUAUGGAGUUAGAGGACAUCUUCUUAAUUCUGGCCUCUGCCAGCUUGCUCAAGGUGAUUCCGUUGCGAUUACAAACUCUUUGGAGCGCUAUCAGGACUUGGAUCCAACAUUCUCCAGAACCCGUGAAUACAAAUUUUUGGCCGAUUUGGUGGCUUCAAUUGACGAGGAAGAUGUUGAAAAAUUUACUAGAGUAGUCAAGGAGUUUAAUAGCAUAACCCCAUUGGAUUCUUGGAAGUCAACCCUUUUGCUGAGAGUAAAGGAUGCUUUGAAAGUAAAAGAGAUGGAAGAGGAUGAUUUAACAUGAAUCAAUGACACUGAAUUUUCUGCCGAUGAGGUUAUUCUCAACUUUUUAAAUGCCAUCAGUAAGGAUGUUAUUUUUCCCAUGGUUCGACGGUUUUUUUUUAUUUAAGCAGAAGGUUAUCUGUGCAUCACGCCUGUAUAUACCCAAAAAUUGACAAAUGUGUUUUCCGAACCUUUAUUCCUGAGCUGCAGACCUUUAUUCCUGAGCUGCAGAAGUUAUAAGAUCUAAUUCAUGAUGUUUAAAGGCAUUCUAUACUAGACCGUGGUAAGUCGAAUGAAUUAUUA
Messenger RNA from Cajanus cajan (pigeon pea), 1280 nucleotides. Its product is annotated as alpha-soluble NSF attachment protein 2. Gene Ontology annotation, molecular function: soluble NSF attachment protein activity; syntaxin binding. Gene Ontology annotation, cellular component: SNARE complex; vacuolar membrane. Gene Ontology annotation, biological process: SNARE complex disassembly; intracellular protein transport. The record is from RefSeq and is a predicted model, not a curated record. NCBI's taxonomy places the organism in Eukaryota, Viridiplantae, Streptophyta, Magnoliopsida, Fabales, Fabaceae.